Messenger RNA from Malus domestica (apple), 2437 nucleotides. The record is from RefSeq and is a predicted model, not a curated record. Lineage: Eukaryota; Viridiplantae; Streptophyta; Magnoliopsida; Rosales; Rosaceae.
AACUCGAACUCGAACUCAAAUAAAAAAAAAAAAAAAACACUCGAAAAACUGCCGGUGUGAGAGUUUCGUUGGCUGUGAUUGCAUGCUCCAUGGCGCCCUCCAAGCUCGCGAUUCUGUCAAUUUUUCUUGCCCUUAUUUUCUCCCAGAUUCGGGCUGACAUGAAAGUCCCGGAUGAGGAAAACGAGCGACCCUCAUUCCCGGUGAAGAUAAACGAGCUAGGGAGCCCCGAUUCGUGGAGUUCGAAGUUCAAGGCUAAGUUCCACGACUUAGAAAAAACGGGGAGGCGCUUUUUCGGUGGGAACGCUAAGGAACAAAACAAGAAUGAGCAGAGUGAAAAUGGAGCCUCUCCAGAAGAGAGGGAGAAGGUAAUUCAAGGGCUUACGGAAGCGGGGGAUCAAAUAAUUCAAGAGCUUAGAGAAGAGGGGGGUAAAGUAAUUCAAGAGAUGUUGGAUAGCAUUAUUCAAGAGAUGUCGGGUAGCAUUUCUUCGUUGCCGACUGAAAUCAAGUUUCUCCAGAAAAACGGGUCAUUAGUUGAGCAGCAGGUUAGGAAGGCUCAUGCACGUGCUGAUGAACUAGAGAAGAAGGUUAAUGAACUUGAACAGAAAUUACAAUCGCAACGUAAGGAGAAAGAGGAAUUGGAAUCCUGGACAAAUGAAGCUGAGGAGAAGAUUGAUGAUUUGCUUUCAGAAAUAGAGAAUAUUGGGAAGACUAAUGAUGAGCAGGAGACCAAAAUCCGUAAAACUGAGCAUGCUCUUGAAGUUAAAGUGGCUGAGGUGGAAAUGUGGAAGGCGAAAUUUGAAGCUACUCUAAAAGCAAAAGUGUUAAAUGAGGUUAACGAACUUGAAAAGGAAUUGCAAUCGCAACGUAAUGAGAAAGGGGACUUGAAAGACCGGGUAAAUGAAGCUGAGAAGAAGAUUGAUGAUUUGCUUUCAAAAAUAGAGAAUGUUAACGAACUUGAAAAGGAAUUGCAAUUGCAACGUAAUGAGAAAGGGGACUUGAAAGACCGGGUAAAUGAAGCUGAGAAGAAGAUGGAUGAUUUGCUUUCAAAAUUAGAGAAUGUUAACGAACUUGAAAAGGAAUUACAAUCGCAACGUAAUGAGAAAAGGGACUUGAAAGACCGGGUAAAUGAAAAUGAGAAGAAGAUGGAUGAUUUGCUUUCAAAAAUAGAGAAUGUUAACGAACUUGAAAAAGAAUUACAAUCGCAACAUAAUGAGAAAAGGGACUUGAAAGACCGGGUAAAUGAAGCUGAGAAGAAGAUCGAUGAUUUGCUUUCAAAAAUAGAGAAUGUUAACGAACUUGAAAAAGAAUUACAAAUGCAACAUAAUGAGAAAGGGGACUUGAAAGACCAGGUAAAUGAAGUUGAGAAGAUGGAUGAUUUGCUUUCAAAAAUAGAGAAUGUUAACGAACUUGAAAAGGAAUUACAAUUGCAACGUAAUGAGAAAAGGGACUUGAAAGACAGGGUAAAUGAAGCUGAGAAAAAGAUCGAUGAUUUGUUUUCAAAAAUAGAGAAUGUUAACGAACUUGAAAAGGAAUUACAAUCGCAACGUAAUGAGAAAGGGGACUUGAAAGACCGGGUAAAUGAAGCUGAGAAGAAGAUGGAUGAUUUGCUUUCAAAAAUAGAGAACGCUCUGGAGAAAAAAGCCCAAGCUGAAAAGUGGGCUGAACCCCAUGUCGAAACAACAAAAACUAAAUGGAUCCCGGCAAUAAAGGAACAAUGGGUGGUGGUGAAGGAUACUGUUGAACUUCAUGUGAUAUCGUUAAGUAAUAAAAGUAUUGAAGUUUAUGAGGUUUCAAAGACUACAUUAGCUCCACAUGUUAUAAAAGCACAAGAAGUAGUUGAUAUUUAUUUUCAGGAAGCAAAAAAGUUCAGCAAGCCAUAUGUUGAUCAGCUGACCACUGUGACAAAACCUCAUGUCGAUAAGGCAGUUAUUGCCUACGAGAAGUUUCUCAAAUCUGCAUCAACAUACCAUCAUCAGGUUCAAGGGACAGUAAAAGAUUUGCUGAAGAGGCAUGAACUGACAAGACCUCUUGCUACAAAGGAGUUGGAGUGGUUUGCGGCCUCGGCUUUGGUGGCCCUGCUCAUCAUAAUUCAGUUCAGAAUUUUCUCCUCACUUUUCUGUACAAAGACUAAAAAACCUGUUCCAGGUACCAACCAUGCGCGUCGUAAGGCUAAAAGGUGCCAUCCAGAGAAGUAAGCUGCUACUGGCUUUGUUUAGAUGUCCUUUUUCCGUGCAUGAUUCAAUCGUCUGUGUAAAAUGUUAGAAACUGUGAUGCACUGGUUAAACGUUAAGAUAAGUCUAGGAGUUGGUGGCGGUGGGCGGCUUUUACUUAUGUUGUUGAAGGGUGUAUUUUAGUUUAUCUUUUUAGUGUAUUUGGAAUAAAAGCUGACAAACUACAUAUCAAUAUUAUUAUAUAUAAGUGGGGUUACCAUCAUAAA